CAUUGACGGUAAGGCAGGCAGAGCAUAGAAGUUAUCGAUCGAGAAAACAAAAAGGACUGUCCAUAUUCCCAUGUUAAGAAGGGAAGAAAAAGUGGUGAUGCAAAAAAACAAACACCGAAUAGUCGAUCAGCAUAGUUGAUUUCCGGCAAUCGUUCGACUUCCACGGCUUCCGGGAGGGGAGGAGCGAGGAGCGAGGGGAGGGGCUUCCAGGCAUCUUGGAGGUGGUUCGGUGGGCGAAGGCGGCGCUUCACCAACCAAAACCACGAACCACAAAUACGACGACGACACCCAGAAGACCCCGCGCUUGCCUCGGCCUCCUCCGCCGCUGAGGGGGUCUGUUCGGCUCCUAUGAGAGGGGAAGCGGGUGGAGGGAGAAAGAUCCGCCGCUAUGAAGCUCCGGGUACGGAUGCAGAAGCGAACGGCUCCGUUGGAGCUGCCAGGGGAGGAGCCAACUCUGGCGGACCUGCGCGUGCACCUGUGCCAGACCCUCUUGCCCUUUUGGGGUUACAGUUCUGAUACCAAGUUUGCAAUAACCUUGAACAACAAAGACUCCCUCACUGGAGACCAGGAAACCCUAGCAUCCUUUGGGAUUGUUUCAGGAGACUUGAUAUGCUUGAUGUUAGAAGAGGCGAAUGCUGCACCCAGGUUACCUCUGCCUCUGUCCUCAUCCCUGCCUCCACCACAGAAUAAUCAUGAACCAUCCACUUCAGCUACAUGCCAGUGCCAUCCCGGGAGCUCAAACAGUGAAAGAAACAGACACAAAGCAGAAUAUGAAGUCCAAGGUGACGUUCAGAUGACUGACAAUACGGCAGGAUCCAGCCAGGAGUUUCCUUCAGAGACUGUCUCAGAUGACCUCCAAGAAGCUGCUGGUUCCUACCCUUCAGAGCCAAUGCUUUGCUCUGAAGCUACAGAUGGGCAAGUGCCACACUCUCUUCAUACUCUCUACCACUCUGCAGAGUGUACCAAUGCCAAUGAUGCCUUGAUUGUUUUGAUCCACCUUAUCAUGAUGGAGACGGGAUACAUACCUCAAGGGACAGAAGCAAAGGCGACAUCAAUGCCUGAGAACUGGAGGGAGAGAGGGGUUUAUAAGCUGCUGUAUUCCCACCCCCUCUGUGAAAAUGGCUUUGCUGCCCUUACUUCAGUGCCUUUGGGGAACCUUGUUGUUGUCAAUGCAAUGCUAAAGAUCGCUGACAGCCUCAAAAGUGUGAAGAGGUUGCAGCUUCUGCCAUCGUCAUUCAUUUGUUUUCAGAACCCAGCAACUGUUGUAGGAAUGUAUAAAGAUCUUCAGAAGCUCUCGCGCCUCUUUAAAGAUCGGCUGGUGUAUCCUCUUCUGGCUGCUACCCGGCAAGCUUUGAACCUGCCAGAUGUGUUUGGCUUAGUGGUCCUUCCGCUGGAACUGAAACUCCGGAUUUUCCGACUCCUGGAUGUCCGCUCACUUCUCUCUUUGUCUUCUGUUUGCCACAACCUCUAUGCUGCUUCAAAUGAUCAACUUCUGUGGAGAUUCAUAUACCUGCGGGAUUUUAGAGAUCCCAUUACCAGGCCCCGAGACACAGACUGGAAAGAUCUGUACAAGAGAAAAUGGAAGCAGAAGAAGGAUGCCCUGAGGUGGAGGCACAUGAUGUUUGUACCCCCUCCUCCCCUUCCCAUUCCAUUUCAUCCCAGCCCACUGUAUCCCAAUCCUUUUCCUCCUAAUCCUCUUUAUCCCCCAAUGAUCAUUGGUGGUGAAUUUGAUGAAAGGCCAUCACCUCCAUAUGUUGGAGACCCGAUCCACUCCCUCUUUCCUAACCCUUUGGAUCUUCCAAGUCAAUAUCCCCCCCUCCUUGGGCUGCAUUUUGAUCCAUUUCCUACUUUCAGGCCACACCAUGAUCCAUUUGUGUCCUUUCAAGAACCUAAUCCCACAUUCCCAGGAAGAACCAGUCGGGUCCGUCCAAUUGAUAGUCGCCGUGCAUUCAUAUGACAACUCUGCCACCUUGGUUUUAGGGUUUUCAGCAUACCUGUUUGUGGUUUUGCUUUCAAACUGUAGGAUAUUUCAGCUACAAGGCUCUGAUAUCUGCCUUCUUAAAUUACGGCAAUGCAUAUGUACUAUGGUAUCUUGAUUCCAGGGAUUUGGGCCCAACAACUCCAUGCAAAUGACCAGUGUUGCCUCCCUUAGAACUGGAGGAAUUUUCCCGAAAGAACUGUGUGGGACACUUUAUUCUUUUCAUUACCAUCUGCAAAUUGCUUCUUAGAAAGCAAAAGGUGGUUGACCUUUGCUGCAUCAGAUAAAGAGCACUUUAAACACAAAACA
Messenger RNA from Rhineura floridana, 2287 nucleotides. RefSeq names its product F-box protein 7 (gene FBXO7). The transcript is spliced from 9 exons. Bases 389 to 1957 code for a protein of 522 amino acids. Gene Ontology annotation, molecular function: protein kinase binding. The record is from RefSeq and is a predicted model, not a curated record. Gene Ontology annotation, biological process: autophagy of mitochondrion; positive regulation of autophagy of mitochondrion. Lineage: Eukaryota; Metazoa; Chordata; Lepidosauria; Squamata; Rhineuridae.